AGCGCGUAGUUUGAAAACAACUGCUUUGUUAUUAUUGCAGAAAAUUGCUAGAUUUAUUAAGACGGAAAAAAAAUAAAGUCAAUCAUUUUGGGAAUUAUAGUUUGGAAAGACCCAACAAACAAUAACCUGUUGUUGUUCGUUGACUUCACAGUGACUAGAAAGGUUCUCUAGAAUUUCUGUUCAAAUAGUAUCGUACCCUCAUACGAUGUCGUGGGUAAUUAAUUACCGUGUUUGUUGAACACAGAUCUAUACAUGCAACUUCAAAGAUGGAAGUGAAAUCGUGUGUGAGGGAGUUUAUUGGAGCGGUCAGCCAGUACAACAACAAGAAGAGCAAUGGAAAUCUUCUGUAUCUGCAGAAACAGCUUGAGAUUUUGCACGGGCUUGUCAACCGUACAGCGUGUAGGCGAUUUUUCAACAGACGCCACAUGCUGGCCAUAGAGUGUAUAACGUGUUUGGUCGACAUUGUCGGGAACGUUCACAACAAAUGUGCACCCAAAUGUGUCGCAGUUCUCAACUGUAUAGCUCAAGAAGACGAUAUGAGGGAAAUGCUCCAUAGCACCUACAACAUCUGUCCGUCUGUGGCCGAUCUUCUCAUGUCUUACGAAGGAACUUCAGCAGACUCACUCUCUUCUGAGUGUCUUCGACUACUGCAGAAAAUAACAUACGGUUACCACAUCAGCAUCCAAGAACGGUUUAUGGAACAGUUGCUAAAAUACCUCAUCAAUGAAAUGAUUUUGUCUACCAAUUCUUUGACUGAGCCGUGUUUAGGUCUGCUGGCCAACCUAUGCAGAGACAACUACCCCGUCCAGAUGUUCAUGAGGAGCAGAGAUAACUCGAAGAGGUUGUACAAAGUUUUAAUUUCACAUUUCUGCGAUCAGAAUCUCACUAUGGCUGUGUACGCAUUUUCCAUAUUCGCCAGUGUAUGUCUUCCAGAAAAAAUUGCUGAUGAGGUGUUUGAUGCGGAGAACAUCAACCAGAGUCUUCAGAUGAUGUUUAACAUUUUGGUGAACAGUGACUCGGGCAUGACGCUUGUGUACGCUGUCGACCUGUUCCAGGAUCUUCUCAAACAUCACAAGUUCCAAGAGUCUUUACAGCGGUAUGCUCAUUUGCAGGAGUGUAUCACCUAUACCUUAAAGCUUAUAUCACGUGGUACUGCUGAAACUAUGGCUAAGCUGUUUGGUCUACUGCUGUCGUUCUGCUCUGUGACAGGUGUCUACUCUAUGAUGUGCAAGGCGAUGUUCAACAUACAGACGAGUGUCGGUGCCGGCUACUACCAGCAGAUGCUGGCGGGCCCCGUGACGCUGGUCAGUGAGCCACUGUUCGCCACAGUUCACUGGGCAAUGCAGAGUGUUGAGACGUCCAAACUGGCCUCACUCGCCGCUCUCGACCUGUUGACUGAAGUUUACGAGGAAGUGCUGUAUUCUGGCAAGAGGGACCAGUGGUGUCUGCACAUGGACCUGCUCCUGCCUGUGCUUGUGAACCUGCUGAAAAUCAGCGUAACUGGGGAAAUCAACAUCAGAAACAAGUGCCUCAAGAUCGUCAAGGCCGUCAGAUUUCUUACAGUGCUGUGUGCCGAGGAUGACCUGAAAGCUGCCGUCUCGGACCUGAUGGAUGUCAACAUCAUGACGAACCUUCUGGAAUACCAGUUUUCCCACAACCAGCUCUUACUGCUGAAGAAAACGGCCAGCUGCAAGGGGCAGAAUGACUGGAGUAUGGUUGGUGUUGAAGUUGUCUUGGUGUGUUUGGAGCUGAUGUCGAAGCUGAAGAAACACGUGUCAGGCAUGCAGAGCUUUUUUACAGACCUCAUUCAGGACAGCCGGCUCGUUCCAUUUCUGGCGGCAGGGGUCACAUCAGGAGACCGGUCUGUUGUGCAGCUCGCACUCAAGUUGGUCUGCUUCGGCUCCACCCUUGACGAGUUUCCAGACAUUGUCCUUGGUGAUGCAGUUGCAGCCAUGAAUGCUCAGAAAGGUGAAACACGGUGCAGUGAAGCGGAACAUCGUCAGGAUACGCCAGCUCCUUUCCAGCACUAUGACGUUCAGAGUUUACUCUCCAGCAAGGAGACUCUGUCAACAUCGGGUUCAAGGAAAGUCCAGGAACCCAACGAAUCGUCCAGUUUUGAUGCUUCCAUUCAAAUGAUAAUUGAGAAAAUGCAGUCAACUUUAGAGGUUAAAGAUAUGCGAGCUUCAGAAAUUAUUGCCAUAUAUGAGCACAGAAUCCAGUCUCUGCAGACGAAUGCAGAACACUUACAGAACCUGAUGGAGACAAAGGCGCUGGCUCUGACUCAGGCCGACCGACUGCUGCAGCAGAACCGAGCAAGGGAGGCGCACUUUGAGGCAGAGACACACACCCUAAAGAGUCUGCUGCACGAAGCUGAACGUAAGAAUGACGAUUACCUCGAACAGCUCAAUUCCAAGAAUCUCGCUUUUGAAAACCUCAGAAACGAUUUCGAUCUGCAAAAAAUGGAAGUAGAGAGACUGGAGGCCAAGGCAAGUGAGCUGGAAGUUCUCAAGAACGAGCACGCCACACUUCUAGAAAAGUUCCAGAUUCAAGAGCGGACAUUUUCCUCACUGAAACAGGAGCAUCGGACUCUACGCGAAAUGCAUGAAAUUCUGCAGAAACACCACGAGUGUCUGAAGCACCAGCACGACAUCACAACCGAACAGUUGUCCGUUUUGGAGGAUGAAAGCAAGCAGCUGGCCAGAAUUCUUAAAGACAAAGAGAACAAGCUUCAAGAGGUGACAAAGAGUCUUCUGGCGAUCGAAGAGAGACACAAGAAGACGCUGAGGGACAAGGACGAGACGGAGAAAGACAAAGAAGCCCUGGAGCUGGCAGUCAAUAAACUGCGCAGCGACAUCGGGCGGGCCGAGCAACUGCGCAGAGAGCUGCAGCAAAAGGUAUCGGCAUGUUGCAUAGUGGGCUUCUCUCACACAGUUGUUUGACAAUCACAUAAACGG
Gigantopelta aegis is the source of this 2954-nucleotide messenger RNA. RefSeq names its product protein CIP2A homolog. The record is from RefSeq and is a predicted model, not a curated record. The transcript has 22 exons. The coding region runs from base 267 to 2939 and encodes 890 amino acids. NCBI's taxonomy places the organism in Eukaryota, Metazoa, Mollusca, Gastropoda, Neomphalida, Peltospiridae.